This is a messenger RNA of Coccinella septempunctata (seven-spotted ladybird), 1482 nucleotides long. Its product is annotated as adenylate kinase 8. The transcript has a single exon. Gene Ontology annotation, biological process: nucleoside triphosphate biosynthetic process. Gene Ontology annotation, cellular component: cytoplasm. NCBI's taxonomy places the organism in Eukaryota, Metazoa, Arthropoda, Insecta, Coleoptera, Coccinellidae. The coding region runs from base 46 to 1467 and encodes 473 amino acids. Gene Ontology annotation, molecular function: ATP binding; nucleoside diphosphate kinase activity; AMP kinase activity. The record is from RefSeq and is a predicted model, not a curated record.
UUCAAAAAUUACAAACCAAAAGUGUCAAAAAGAUUGCUCUCAAACAUGAACGAUAAAAGCAGACGCCCCUUGCAAAUUCCCUCAUGGCAUAUACCAUACAUGGAGAAACAUCGAAUAUACGAGUUAUUUCACGAAUUAGCUAGGGAGCUCGCAGUCCAGCAACCGGAAGAUCAUGUGUCAUUCAUGAAGCAGAUACUGUAUAACACCUACCAGAAUAGAGAUAACACCCGAGUAGUAAUGAUUUGCCCACCCAGAACGAACUGCGAUAAAGUAGCUUUUCGUAUCUCAACCACCACCAAUCAGGUGGUUAUAACCAAGGAGAAGUUGGAAAAAUACUGCAAUACUGCGAAAGGUACUUUGAAACCAUCACAAGUGGCCAGAGUGAUCGCUAAGUUAGUGCGGAAAGAUGACGCUUACAAGAAUGGUUGGAUAUUGGUGAAUUGCCUCAAGAAUGAAGCGGAGGCCAAGGCUUUGAUCAAAGCUGGGAUUCUUCCCACUCAUUGCUUGUUCCUGGUGAGUCCUUUCUAUCCACCAAUAGACGAACUGAAGUACUGCGAUGUCCCAGAAGGUUGGCCCGAAGAUAGACGCCAGCUGAUAGCUUUGAAGAACGUUUUCAAGGAUAUCCUGCACGAGGUACACCUGAAGCAGAUGACACCAGACGAUGUUGCUAAGACUUGUAUCGAUCUGAUGAAGAUUCGUAAAGGGAAGAUAUCCGUUAUUCCUAGAGUAGUUCUUAUUGGGCCUCGUGGAUCAGGACGUAGAACCCAAGCAAGACUUUUAGCCAAGGCUCUGAAUAUUGUCCACAUCGAUUUUGAAUACUUGCUGUGUCAAUCGUGGUCUGCCGAGUCAGACAUAAGUUCCAAGCUGAGAGCAUGCAAGGAGCGGGUGUGUUUUCACUCAGAUCUACUGGUGCAACUAUUGAACAAACGCAUCCUCGAAGAAGACUGUCUGAAGAACGGCUGGGUCCUCACCAACUUUCCAUUCUUCAAGGCCGAUCUAAUGUAUCUGGACUGCGUGGACACGCCACCAAAUCGAAUAAUAUUUCUGGAGUGUGAUCUCAAAGUGUGUCGGGAAAGGGUUACGCUGAAUCGAAUCAAUAUAGACACUGGCUCUGGGGUGAACUUACAAGAUAAGGAACGCGCCAAGGGUAAGAAAUUGGAAUUACACCCUAAGGAUAGGGUUAACAUAGUGAAUUCCGAACAUACGUUUUACUGCGAACAGUAUCCACUUCUCAGAGAUUACUGUGGUGGGACGGCUUCGGUCGUGAAUGCCGAUCAACAGCAACGAUGGGUAAAUGAGUGCAUUAUUGGGAUUAUUGUGAGGGAAUCUCCUCCAUGUCCUCCCCGGAAACCGUUCGAAGAUGAGCCAAUGCCUGAGAGGCCUUCUAAGGUGGAGGAUAUGUUUGCGCUGUGUAAAUGUGGACCGUUCCCACCUCAGAUGAAGGAUAUGUUUAUCACAACAUUGUAAAUUUUAAGUCGGUGG